AUGAACCGUCAAAUAGAUGAUGUGAUGGAGCUCUGCUCUGAGAUAUCGAAGAUAGAGCAGAUUAAAGUGGCUGUAGAUAACUCAACCCAAGGAGCUGCUGCUGCUGGUGGAGGGGCUUUUUUAGGGGGGGUACUCGGAGGUCCACCUGGUAUAGUCAUUGGUGGUGCUUUGGGAGGUGCCAUGGGAUGGUGGAUGACUAGUGGCGAAUUCCAUCCUCUUCAUCAGAUCAUAAUGGAGAUGCCUCCUCAGCAGAAGAGGAAACUGUACUCUGAGAUCAUGGAAGAACUGGGCAAUCUGAAAUGGGUUAACCUGGCUGAACUCAUUUCUAAAGUGAUGCGUAAAUCCUCUCUAAAAAGGAAAAUACUUACUACUGUAAUGGAUUUUUUCACAGAAGAGUUCGGAGUCGAAGUGAAGCAUGGAUAA
Sinocyclocheilus anshuiensis is the source of this 423-nucleotide messenger RNA. Its product is annotated as protein C19orf12 homolog. The record is from RefSeq and is a predicted model, not a curated record. Lineage: Eukaryota; Metazoa; Chordata; Actinopteri; Cypriniformes; Cyprinidae. The transcript has 2 exons. Bases 1 to 423 code for a protein of 140 amino acids.